AUGGAGUAUUCUUUGAAGAGUCUGAUGGAGGAUGGGAACAGGUAUCUGAAGUGCUUCCAGCUGUUUCGAGAACGCUCCUCAGAACAGCAGUGCAUGCAAAACUUCAUCCGUGGGAUUCUCUCUGACAUACUCGGCAGCAUUGGAAAUGGAAACGGCAGUCUGAACGUGAUGGGGGUGGGGAGCGGCGCAGGGGAUCUCGACGUGGAGAUGUUCUCCCAGCUCCGCCUCAAACACCCGGGCGUGUCCGUGCACAGCGAGGUGGUGGAGCCCAGCAGCGAGAUGCUGGAGAACUACAAGGAUUUGGUGUCAAAGACCCCAGGUCUGGAGUUUGUAAACUUCAGCUGGAAUAAGAUGACUGCCUCGGAGUUUGAAAAGCACUGGAGAGAGAAGAAGCUAACCAAAAAGAUGGACUUCAUUCACAUGAUCCAGAUGCUGUAUUACAUAAACGAUCCCGGUGCCUCCAUUUCAUUUUUCCGGAGUCUCCUCAACAAGAACGGGAAGCUUCUCAUCAUCUUAGUGUCUGCACAGAGCGGAUGGGGAAAGUUGUGGAAUUAUAAGAUGCAGAUGUGUCACACUGACAUCAGCCAGUGUGUGACAAUAGGAGACAUCAAGUGCUACCUUGACUCCAUGGGCAUCAAAAACACCAGCUACGAGCUGCACUCGCAAAUGGACAUCACCGAGUGCUUCACAGAAGGGGACGAGAAGGGCGAGCUCCUGCUCGACUUCCUGAGCGAAGUCUUAGACUUUAGCAAAAACGCACCCCCUGAUCUGAGAUCAGGCCUUCUGGAGAUCCUGCGUCACCCAGACUGCAGUACAGAAGUGGACGGAAGGGUCAUAUUUAACAACAAUUUGGGAGUUUUAGUCCUAGACCCUUAACGCACACUCAGGUUUUGUCAUGAGCUAG
Messenger RNA from Megalops cyprinoides (Indo-Pacific tarpon), 904 nucleotides. RefSeq names its product histamine N-methyltransferase-like. Lineage: Eukaryota; Metazoa; Chordata; Actinopteri; Elopiformes; Megalopidae. The record is from RefSeq and is a predicted model, not a curated record. Bases 1 to 876 code for a protein of 291 amino acids. The transcript is spliced from 6 exons. Gene Ontology annotation, molecular function: N-methyltransferase activity.